CAAUCACAUCCAGCCCCUGCGUCAAACGCGUCAUAGGGUAUAUAAUGAUAACCCCUCCCAAACCACCUCAUUCCUGGAUUUGUCCUGAGGUCUGAUGAUUAAUCGAAGAUCGGACGUCGAGGACUUUCAACUACGUGUAUGAAGACACGCUUAACAAAACAAUUUUUUCCUACUCAAGUAAUGGACAUUUGAUUUUUGACUCCAUUUUGUUCCAGAAGGAAACGCUAGCCUGUAGCUUUCACAAACCCGCCCAUAAACAAGCUAAAGCAAUUUCAACUAUAAAAGUGCUUGUUAUAUGAAAACAUGACAGUUUAUUAAACUGUUGUAACAAGAGAUCUGUUGCUGUAAAGCACACUAUACCCGAGACGCAGAGGAGAGGUAACUUAUUGUACGAUGGCGGUGGGGCCCGUGGACCCGCGGGAGGUGCUGACGGGGGUGGAGAACCUCCUGGGGAAGGACGGGGAGCUGCGCAGCCUGGAGGGCGUGGCCCGGGUCUUCAGUCUGAUGAAGGCGUCUCACAAGAUGGUCAGCCGAUGCAUGUACCUGAACAUCCUGCUUCACACUAAGUCACAUGACAUCCUCAACAGGUUCAUCCGAGUCGGGGGGUACAAGCUCCUGAACGCCUGGCUCACCUACUCCAAAGCAACCACUAACACCCCCCUGCUGCAGCUCAUCCUCCUCAGCCUGCAGAAACUGCCCCUCACUGUGGACCACCUCAAACAGAACAACACAGCCAAGCUGGUUAAACAGCUCAGCAAGAGUGGAGAGACUGAGGAGCUGAGGAAGCUGGCCUCAGUGCUGGUGGAGGGCUGGAUGGCCAUCAUUCGCUCCCAGAGCGUGUCAGCGUCCAGCGGGGCCUCCCCUGCAGACAAGAAGAAGAAGAAGGAGGAGAAGAAGGAGGAGGGGAAGCCGGUCGACGGUCCCAAAGUGCCCGAGCAGCUGAAGAAGGAGAAGCCCAAGGCCCACGCCCCGAGCCACGCCAAGAUCCGCUCCACAGGUUUAGAGGUGGACACGCCCACCCCCUUGCCUGCUAAGAAGCCCCCGCCCACCCCGCAGCUGGGGGACAAGUACAACAUCAAGCCCGCCGUUCUUAAGAGGCCCAGCCCGUCCCUAGCAGACGCCCCUCCCGUGGAGAAGAGGUACAAGCCACUCAACACCACGCCCAACUCCACCAAGGAGAUCAAAGUCAAGAUCAUCCCUGCCCAGCCGAUGGAGUGCACCGGCUUCCUGGACGCCCUGAACUCCGCCCCCGUCACAGGGACCAAGAUCAAGAAGAAGAAGAAGCCCUCGUCUCCCACGUCCAAUAAGCCCUGUCCGUUUGAGGGGAAGUCUCCUCCGUACCACGCCCCUCAGGCCAAGCCCUCGUCCCCCGAAGGCCCCGCCCCCCAGUCCCCGCCCCGUGAGGCUCCGCCCCUGGACCUGGAGCAGCCCGGCACCCCUGUGCCCAGCGAGGAGCCCGAGGCCAUGGACACUGGUGAGAAGCCCAAUGCUCUGGCUGAGCCGAAAGGAGAGGAGGAGAGUCUGACGAAGAAAGGGAAGAGGAGGAAGAAUGUGCACUGGGCGGAGGAAGAGCAGCUCCGAGAGUACUUCUACUUCCACCUGGACGAGACCGAGAGAGUGAAUGUCAAUAAGAUUAAGGACUUCGGCGAGGCGGCACGCCGGGAGUUGAUGAUGGACAGGCAGACGUUUGAGAUGUCGCGGCGGCUAUCCCACGAUGCCAUGGAGGAGCGGAUCCCCUGGGCCGCCCCGCGCCCCCUCGCCCUGUCCCCCUCCUCCCUCGUGGCCUCGGGAGCCAACAGCACCGAGAGGAACGCGCAGCGCGACCGCGAGAUGGGCAUCCUGCAGGAGAUCUUCCUCAGCAAAGAGAGUGUCCCAGACUGCCCUCAGGAGCCUGACCCUGAGCCCUACGAGCCCACCCCGCCCCGCCUCAUCCCAUUGGACGAGGACUCCUCCAUGGUGGACGAGGGGUAUCCGGAGCCCAUGGACACGUCGGGCCCCGCCGUGGCCCCGUGCGGGCCCCCCGAGGGCUCCAAGCUGCCCCCCGUCCUGGCCAACCUGAUGGGCAGCCUGGGCAGCCACAGCCCCCAGACCCCCCCGCAGAACCCCGGCCCGCCCAGCAACAGCGCCCCCGCUGUCAACGUGCAGGAACUGCUCACCUCCAUCAUGGGCACUCAGGGCACUCAGUCUGCUGAGGACCUGAUUAAGCAGCCCGACUUCUCCAACAAGAUCAAACAACUGCUGGGGUCCCUGCAGCAGAACCCCACCCAGCCCCCACCCAGCGGCCCCCCCCCAGGCUUGCUAGGCCACGCCCCCGGCAACCACGCCAACAUGGGCAUGCCCAUGAACGGGAGCUUCCCCCCGAACAAGCCCCCGCCCGGGCCCCAGUACCCCCACCCGCCCCCCCCGCCCCACAACCACGCCCCGCCCUUCCCGCCGGGGGGCGGGCCCCGGAUGAUGGCCCGGGACGGCGGAGGCUACUGGGGAGAGGAGCCAAUGAGAGGAGGCGGCCACCACCGAGGGGGCGGCGGGCACUUCCACCGGGGUCGCGGGGGCCGGGGGGGCGGCGACCCCGGGUUCAGAGGUCGCGGCGGGAGAGGCGGCCCCAGAGGGGCCGGCGGAGGCCCCAACAACUCGCACAUGGGCGACAUGUCCAGCCGCCCCAUGUGCCGGCACUUCAUGGUGAAAGGAUGCUGUCGCUACGAGAACAACUGUGCGUUCUACCACCCUGGAGUGAACGGCCCGCCCCUCCCCUGACCAGCAGGGGGCAGAGCGCGCUGCUGAGCACUACAGAGGGAGGCGUUCCUCACCCCCCAGGACACAAGCUCAUUCCGCUCAGUUGUCCCGGGACUUUCCUGGAAACGAAGCGUGAGGCCGGAACGAGGAUGGCACAACAAAACCAUAUUCUGGCCUCUUGCUUUUUACCUUUUUUGUUCUUUCUGCUACUCUCUCCCUCUCCUUUUCUGUCUCUCUCAUUCUCUCCUUCUCUCUCCAGCUUUGCCUCUCCUUCCCUCUCUAUCUCCCUCUCUCUGUCCCUCUCUCUCUCUCUCUCCCCUCUCUCUGUCCCUCUCUCUCUCUCUCUCGGGUUGAUAUUUGGACCACGCUUGCCCUGGGGUUGUGAGUGAAAGGGUGCCGGUAUGUCUGCAUAUAUAUAUUAUUUUAUACCGGGUGAGAAAAGGGCCCCGACAACCACUAGCACAGUAUCGGCCCCGCCCCCAGCGCACCCCACUACCAAUCACACACCCCGGAACUGCUGCUACUGCUGCCUGAUGUCACUAAAAGCUCCGCUCUCAUUGGCUGCGAGGCACGGACCCUCGGACCUCUCCUUUCUUAGACUCAAGGACCUGGAUUGGCCAGAUUGCGUUUAACUCCCGUCGGUCCUGAUUGAAUUUGGGAUUUUUGUGAGAACCACUUUGAUUUGUUUUGUUUUUUUUGGGUUUUUUUUUUUUUCUUCAGUUUUUGUUAUGGUAGCACAUUUUGGUGCUCAGGUGUGUCUGAUAAAUUAUUAUGUGAAAUGACCGCUUUCUGUAAGGCUUCGAGGGCGUCUAGUUACCUGCGAAAUGAGUUACAAAGUCAUAAUUUCCCUGCUUUUUAACUGCCCAAGCGAAGCAGACUGAUCUUUUUUUUUUUAAACAUUCUGCUGGGAAAGCCAAAGUCUUCAUCCGUUGCUUUUUCAGAGUUUCCCUCUUUGGUAAAGUCUCUUUGAUAGUUUGGUUGAAUGGAGUCAGACACACGCAGCCUUAUCCGCUGUAUGUAAAAAGAGCCAGAAGGCCCUGGUUUAUGAUCCCCUGGUUCUCACUGUCCUGUAAUAAUGGGCUAAUGGACCCGACAGCACUGCUGAAUGCUGGCCGAUUUGCACUGAACCGGUCCGACUGGCUGGGCCUGUUCCCCAGCGGUGAUGGUGCACAGAUCACGUCUGUCACUGGCUUGUUUUGUUCGAUCGAACCAAUCGAAUGGCUGCGUCCCUCCGCAGCUGAGCAGCUACUGGUUCAAAUCGUUCAGCGACUGGUAGCUCCGCCCCCCUCUUGGCAGGAUUUCGGCACCGGACUGACUCCGGAGCGGGGUGCCGUUCCUCUCCACCCCAGUCUCAGCCCGGCCUUCUCCGUCAGUGUUAACCCCUGGUCUGGCCCCCCACGAGGCUUCUGUGAAUGUAAUUCUAGCGUUUUCUGUGAAAACAUGGCCACCGUGUCUCUUGUGGGACUGCAGUUGUCUUUUGGCUGUGAUUUUUUUUUUCUUUGGUUAUUUUUUUUGCUUCUUUUAAUUAAUAUGACUAUUUUCGUAUAAUUCUGACAGUAAUAUGCAUUUUUUGUUUUUUUCAGAUUAUGAUCAGAUUGUAUUGAAGAGAUGUGUUUGUACAUACGUGUGUCUGUAUAUAAAAGGCUAUGCACACGUUUGUAUGAAUAUGAACAGAUUUAGAUAUUUUCUACAUGUAUUAAUAAAUGUUGACAAAACA
Molecule: messenger RNA, 4450 nt
Organism: Conger conger (European conger)
Lineage: Eukaryota; Metazoa; Chordata; Actinopteri; Anguilliformes; Congridae
Gene: ppp1r10
Product: protein phosphatase 1, regulatory subunit 10
Exons: 19
Coding region: 394-2754 (786 amino acids)
Cellular component (GO): nucleus
Molecular function (GO): metal ion binding
Source: RefSeq, a predicted model, not a curated record